Molecule: messenger RNA, 1773 nt
Organism: Gadus chalcogrammus (walleye pollock)
Lineage: Eukaryota; Metazoa; Chordata; Actinopteri; Gadiformes; Gadidae
Gene: fam169b
Product: family with sequence similarity 169 member B
Exons: 7
Coding region: 329-1177 (282 amino acids)
Source: RefSeq, a predicted model, not a curated record
CAGGUGGUGCUCAGGCCACAUCUACUGACUCGAUUAGGGGAAGGGAAGAACAAGGAAGUUCGGUGCAAAUGUUGUUCAAAUGAACAUUCCCGAAUGUCUACUCAGGAAAAAUAUGCAUUGAAUGUUAUAAAACUGAGCCUCCUCACCUAAGCCUAAUUAACUUAGUGGAUCCAACCUAGGGAGAAGUUUACCUGUGUUCUCCAGCACUUCAAAGGCUACACAUCUAGUGACGUCGAGGAUUAUAGAUUGGCUGGAGGAGAUCUACACUAAAUGUUUGCUACUUUCUUUGAUAAGCACCUGGAUUGAUGCUGGUUGUUGACGACGCUCGAUGGCCAUGUAUCCGAUAGACAUCUUGCCAUCUGUGGAUUAUGAUGAUUUACUAUCGGCCUCCGAUAACUACUUGUCUUCACUUAAAUCAAGCAGAAAUGAAAACCAUGAAGAGUUCGAUACACUUCAUCACACAAAGGUGGCUAUAAAGGAAAGCAAUUUGAGCAGAUUACACAUGUUUCCUGACGACCCAUCUGACUGCACUGUGUUGGCACUCCACCCCCCUGAUGAUCCAGACAAUGUAUUGGCUCUCUACCUGCAUGGAAAAUGGUGUUCAGUUGAAGAUGCAACGAAGACCACCAGCAAAUCCAGGGCUGGACUUGUAAUGGUUGAGUCGGCUAUGGAGAGGGUCAUCCUGUUUCUCCUGGCCCAUGUGCUUGAGAAGCUCCCUGCCAUCGACCGGCUGUUCUCCCCUCACCCCCGGACUGAACAGGGGAAGCUGCUGUGGAGGGAUGGGCAGGCGGUGGGCUUUUAUACUUUCAAACAGAAAGGCAGCCUGUGUGGCAGCUGGACCGCUCAGAGCUACCUGCUUCCAGUAUUGGACACAACCCUGGUUCGCCGUGGUUGGAGGGGUCGUGGCUUCGGACUCCAGAUGCUAUCAGAAUUUUUUUCUCUGUUCCCAAGGGAGGAGGUGGUGGGGAUAAGCUCUCCAUUAUCACCCAGUAUGGUGGCAGUGUGUAAGAAAUUCCUGCAGCAACAUGAGGAACAGAGGGAACGCUUGUAUGAGGUGAUGGAGGCUCCGGGCGGGUGGGAACAGCGACGCAACAUCUGGAUGAACAUCCAACUGGGACGCUACUCCCACUGUACGGACAACGAGAAAAGUUUCAAAGAAUUGUCGUCGGGGAAAUAAGAAGGCGGUAAUGCAUGCCAGAACUUGCGCAACAACUGACUAUAUUACUGCGGGUCAAGUAGUUAAUGUUAUCCAUUGGGUCGGUUAGAAUUUGAAUAAAUCAUUACAGGCAAGGCAAUAAGUGUGGGGUUUUUCCUACACAAAAUAAACAAUGAAAUGUGUAUUUUGUGUGAAUGCAAUGGAACUUGCAAUGUAACAAUAAGAGCGAUUGUUCAAUAUUGUCACUAGUAGUCCUUGAAGCCCUCUCCAGAGUCUAGAAUAAAUUGAGGCCAACACGGAGGCUUGUCCUGACCUGGAUCCAUUCCUGUCCUGGAUCAGUUGUCCACCAUAUUAACCCGGGUGUCCCAAGCCCAUGGCAGCUCUUCAAACGACAACACAGACACAGGAUGUUGCUCCACAACCCACACUGACUCCCCGAACACAGGGAAGCACCCCUACUACGACCAUGAGAUGCAAGCCGACCAAUAACAAGUUGGAGCAGAACUAAUGUAGUCGAGCAGAGGAAGUACAAACUGUCUCAGAAGAGCCUUGCACAAACAUCAAAGUUCACAGCAGGCAAGGGAAGCACAGGAAGAUGUGUACUUAUUGUCACAAUA